Gongylonema pulchrum is the source of this 954-nucleotide messenger RNA. Lineage: Eukaryota; Metazoa; Nematoda; Chromadorea; Rhabditida; Gongylonematidae. The record is from the annotation of a GenBank genome assembly.
AUGGAUUAUCAUUUAGAAACGCGACAGUUAAUCACAGCGGAGCCAAAAGCAACUUUGCUCAAAAAUUCGCCACUGGAAAGUCGCAUUCGUGUGGAUUUUGAAAUAAGCGAACAAAGCUCUUUGGUGCAGUAUAUCACGUUGUUCGCGCAUCUGCCGUAUCUCUGUUUCGACGUUAUAGUGGAAUGGCAUGAAUCGCAUAAAUUUUUAAAAGUUGAAUUUCCGGUGAAUAUUGUUAGCAGCGAAGCUUCAUACGAAGUACAAUUUGGGCAUGUGAAAAGGCCAACACAUAAAAAUACCUCUUGGGAUGCAGCAAAGUUGGUAUAUUUUUUAUCUAAUUUUUAUCUUAUGGUUGGACAUAAGUGGAUGGCACUAACUGAAUUUGAUCGUGGUGUUGCUCUUCUAAACAACUGCAAAUACGGACAUUCUUGUCGAGGAAAUAUCAUGACAUUAUCGCUGCUUCGUGCAAGCAAAUCUCCUGAUGAUACUGCCGAUUUGGGCCAACACAAUUUUUCGUAUGCGCUUUAUCCGUUCACUGGUUCAAUGCAGCGGCCCGGAAAUGAUCUGCAUUUGAGUGUCAUGCGAGCUGCGUAUGAGUUCAAUAAUCCAACGCGAUUUGUCAGUGGAUGGAAUGCAGAAGAAAAGAUCUCAUCAUUCCUGGAUGUUCGCGGAAGCGAAGGAAUUGUUGUGGACACGGUAAAGGUUGCCGAAGAUGAUAAAGCUACGCUUGUUGUACGAUUAUUCGAAUCGUUUGGUGGUAGCACUGAUGUGCAACUUGUCUUGAAGCAUCCUCGUAUCGUUUCUGUAGAUUUGAGUGAUGGCCUUGAAAGAACUCACUGUUCUCUUCCUAUUGAAACCAAUAAUGCUUCGUCAGGGAGUGAUGCUGGGAACUUCGUCAACCUGCAUUUUCGUGCAUUUGAAAUCAAGACAUUAUUGCUAAGACUGUUUGGGCUGUAG